Passer domesticus (house sparrow) is the source of this 2278-nucleotide messenger RNA. RefSeq names its product scinderin (gene SCIN). The transcript has 16 exons. The record is from RefSeq and is a predicted model, not a curated record. Gene Ontology annotation, molecular function: phosphatidylinositol-4,5-bisphosphate binding; actin filament binding. The coding region runs from base 16 to 2169 and encodes 717 amino acids. Gene Ontology annotation, cellular component: cytoplasm; actin cytoskeleton. Gene Ontology annotation, biological process: actin filament severing; central nervous system development; actin polymerization or depolymerization. NCBI's taxonomy places the organism in Eukaryota, Metazoa, Chordata, Aves, Passeriformes, Passeridae.
UUCUCCGCUCCCGCCAUGGCUCCCGAGCGGUUCCCGCCGGCCUUCGCCGAGGCCGGGCAGCAGAGCGGGCUGCAGGUGUGGCGUGUCGAGCGGCUGGAGCUGGUGCCGGUGCCCCCGAGCCGCCACGGCGACUUCUUCGUUGGGGACGCGUACCUGGUGCUGCGCACGGAGCGCCGCGGGGACAACGUCGCCUACCGCCUGCACUACUGGCUCGGGAAAGAAUGCACCCAGGAUGAAAGCACAGCUGCAGCUAUCUUUGCUGUUCAAAUGGAUGACUAUCUAGGAGGAAAGCCUGUGCAGAGUAGAGAAAUUCAAGGAUAUGAGUCUACUGAGUUUGUGGGUUACUUCAAAGGAGGAAUUAAAUACAAGGCAGGUGGUGUUGCCUCUGGAUUUAAUCAUGUUGUUACUAAUGAUCUGAGUGCCCAGAGGCUGCUGCAUAUCAAGGGCAGGAGAGUUGUAAGAGCCACAGAAGUCCCCCUGGCUUGGACCAGCUUCAACAAAGGAGAUUGUUUCAUUAUUGACCUCGGAAAUGAGAUCUAUCAGUGGUGUGGCUCAUCAUGCAACAAGUAUGAGAGGCUGAAGGCUACACAGGUUGCUGUUGGCAUUCGGGACAACGAACGAAACGGAAGGUCCAAGUUAAUUACUGUGGAAGAAGGCAGUGAGCCAGACCGGCUCAUAGAGGUUUUAGGGAACAAGCCAGAGCUUCCUGAGUGUGAUGAUGAUGAUGAUGAGCUGGCUGAUGUCACAAACAGGAGAAGUGCUAAACUAUAUAUGGUGUCGGAUGCAAGUGGAUCCAUGAAGGUGUCCUUGGUAGCAGAGGAAAACCCCUUCUCUAUGGCUAUGCUUUUGUCUGAGGAGUGCUUCAUUUUGGACAAUGGUGCUGCCAGGAAGAUCUUUGUGUGGAAAGGCAAAAAUGCUAACCCUCAAGAGAGAAGAGCUGCCAUGAAGAAUGCUGAACAAUUCAUACAGCAGAUGAAUUAUCCUGCCAACACACAGAUUCAAGUCCUUCCUGAAGGAGGUGAAACACCAAUGUUCAAACAGUUUUUCAAAGACUGGAAGGAUAAAGAUCAAAGCGAUGGCUUUGGCAAAGUCUAUGUCACAGAGAGAGUGGCUAAAAUUGAGCAGAUUGAAUUUGAUGCUACCAAAUUACAUGAGUCUCCACAAAUGGCUGCCCAGCAUAACAUGAUAGAUGAUGGUUCAGGGAAAGUAGAGAUCUGGCGUGUGGAAAGCAGUGGCCGAGUUCCUGUGGGACCUGAGACAUACGGACAGUUCUAUGGGGGUGACUGUUACAUUAUCCUCUACACUUACCCUAGAGGGAAGAUCAUCUACACAUGGCAAGGAGCCCAUGCUACAAAAGAUGAACUGACUGCUUCUGCAUUUCUGACUGUUCAGCUGGAUCGGUCAUUAAAUGAUCAGGCUGUGCAGAUCCGAGUCAGUCAAGGCAAAGAGCCUGCACAUUUACUGAGCUUGUUCAAAAACAAGCCACUUAUAGUCUACAAGGAUGGGACAUGCAAGAAGGAAGGUCAGAAACCUGCUCCACCGACACGACUCUUCCAAAUCCGCAGGAACCUGGCAUCCAUUACUAGGAUUGCAGAGGUUGAUGUUGAUGCAGUGUCAUUAAACUCUAAUGAUGUCUUUGUUCUGAAACUGCCAAACAACUCUGGCUACAUGUGGGUAGGAAAAGGAGCAAGUAAAGAAGAGGAACAAGGAGCUCAGUACAUUGCCAAUGUUCUCAAAUGCCAAACUGCUAAGAUUAAUGAAGGCCAGGAGCCAGAGGAAUUCUGGAAAGCACUUGGAGGUAAAAAAAAAUACCAGACUUCAUCACAACUCUUGACAAAGGCUGAAGAUCAUCCCCCUCGCCUGUAUGGUUGUUCUAAUAAGACAGGCAGAUUUAUUAUUGAAGAGGUCCCAGGAGAAUUCACUCAGGAUGAUUUGGCUGAAGAUGAUGUCAUGUUGCUGGAUGUUUGGGAGCAGGUUUUCAUCUGGAUUGGGAAGGAUGCUAAUGAAACUGAGCGACAGGAAUCCGUUAAAUCGGCCAAACGCUAUAUUGAAACAGAUCCUUCUGGCAGAGAUAAGGGAACCCCCAUUGUAAUUGUGAAGCAAGGGCAUGAACCCCCCACAUUCACAGGCUGGUUCCUGGCUUGGGACUCAAACAAAUGGAAGAACUGAUCUCUCCAAGGAGACUCCAGCUUCAAGCCAAAGAAUGACCAGAGCCCAGCUACUUUCUAGUAUUUUUAAGCAUAAGCUUAUGCAACAACAUGAUGCAUCUGUUGUUACA